Molecule: messenger RNA, 435 nt
Organism: Ipomoea nil (Japanese morning glory)
Lineage: Eukaryota; Viridiplantae; Streptophyta; Magnoliopsida; Solanales; Convolvulaceae
Exons: 2
Coding region: 1-435 (144 amino acids)
Molecular function (GO): protein binding
Source: RefSeq, a predicted model, not a curated record
AUGGCUGAAGAUCGGCUACACUUCAGCUAUCAUACGAGGGAAGGCCACAGUGGCGUCGUCUCUGCGCUCAUCAACUGUGCCAAAGCGCGCCCAGAACUCGAAUCUGGGAUGGGAGCAAGAGAUAUGGUGAGGAUGAUGGAUGGCUAUAAAGACACAGCUUUGCACAAGGCGGUGAGGAAAGGGCAUUUUGAAGUUGUUAAAUUGUUGGUCAAAGAGGAUCCCGAAUUUGAGUUUGGUGCCAAUGAGGCAGGGGAAACCCUAACAAUGAAAAGAAAGAGGAACGACGAAACCAGGAUGGAAAUGGAAAUGAGACAUCCUAAGGAAAGGUCGGUUAGUAGUGCGGGGAAGAUGGCUAAGGCACACAUUGUAGUGGUGGCUCUAAUAGUCACAGUUUCCUCCUCUUCUCGGGCUAUAAUGAACACGGGUGGAUUGUAA